Molecule: messenger RNA, 4065 nt
Organism: Closterium sp. Yama58-4
Lineage: Eukaryota; Viridiplantae; Streptophyta; Zygnematophyceae; Desmidiales; Closteriaceae
Source: the annotation of a GenBank genome assembly
AUGGGGGACAAGUGUCGUGGAAAUGCCUCCUUGUUACUGAAUGAUAUCGGCCGCAGUCAUUGUGACUCUCGAAUGAUAAACGCCCUCAGAGCACGAUGCGGAGAGGCUAAUUAUACCUCCGCGGGUUACGCCACGCAUUGCGCUGCAGCCGUGAGUUGCGGCGGAGAUAAUAGCCACGAUUACUCUCAUGGGGCACAGGCAGAACCACGCAGGCUCGGCGCCGCCGCGACGCCUGCCGGCGCGGGUCCAGUCUUAGAUAGAACCUCCCCUGGUUGCACCUUGUCGCCGUCAUCCGUGUCGUGCCCCGCGGGAUUCGCUGUGACGGACGGGGGCGAAGGUGGGGCCUUUAUCCUGAACGGCCGUGCUUAUAUCGCGGACGCGGACCAGAGAAGCGCCGCUCUCAUCCUGAGUGCGUCGGACGGCGGUAGUAGCCCAAAUAGCGCAGCGGCUAGUGAGGGGGGAUCCGCCAGUUCCGCGGAUAAGGGGGGAUCCGCGGGCAGUGAGGGGGGAUUCGCGGGUUCCGCAUUCACUUCCGCCGCGCUCUCGCCUCCGGUCAGCGGGAGAGGUUCGGCGCUCUCGUUUUCGGCGCGCUUCACGUUCCAGCUGGAGGGGCAGAACGAGGCUGACGUGGCAACGGGGCUUGCUUUCGUCAUUACUGGCGGACCCAACACUGCCGUCGGCUCGCCCAGUCUGGCCGGCUACGGCGGCGCGGCCUUCGAUGCCAGCCUGGCAGUGGUGCUGAGCGGCCGCCCGCCCAUCUCUGCCGGCCUGCUGCUGGGCGGCAAGGCGGACGGCAGUGGCAGAUGGGCGGCUCUCAACCCCUCAUCGCCUGACGCACCGCAUCUGCUGGUCCCGGGGGUGCAGCAGCACGCCUGGGUGGACUACGACGCAUCCCUUUCCACCCUCCGCCUCUUCCUCAGCGGCUCCUCCCCCACCAAGCCUGCAGCUCCGGUUCUCUCCGAGCCUGUCGACCUGCCUCGGGCGCUCGGCUUGGCACCUGACGGCAGCUGCCCAGACGGCAUUGGCGCGGAUGCGGUGGGCGGCGGUUGUCUGUUUGUGGGGUUCACGGGCGGGACAGAAGCAACGGAUGAAGCAGAGAUGGCAGCAGCAGGGAUGGCGGAGGGAGUGGCCACUGGAAAGAAAGCAAUGCAAGUCGGGCCCGGACCGAACUUCCCCAUCUGGCUCGACUGCACCACCAAUGCUGCCGGCUGUGCCUUCUCCAUCCCGAGCCUCAGCCUCAGCCUCGGCAGCGGUCCGGUGGCGUUUGAGGCGGCGUUUUCGGUGUCGUUUGCGGCGAGUGCGGAUUACAACAGCUGGGGCAGUCGAGGGCUCGCGUUUGUGCUCACUGCCGGGGACAAGACUGCCUGUGGCCGCAGCUCCGCCAGCAACAUCGGCUACGGAGCAGCUCCCAACGCGUCCUUUGCUAGGAGCAUAGCGGUGGAGCUGAGGGCGCGGCCGACGGCGUGUGUGACGGUGGUGGUGGGCGGGCAGGUGGCCGGCGACAACUGUGCCGACUCCGAUGCCAUGGCGCUGCUUCCACCGGGGCAGGUAACACCUUGCUUGGCGUUCACGCUGAACGAGCCGCAGUACGUGUGGGUGAGUUACGACGGCAGCACUGGCACACUGCAGAGAGGCACGUCUGCUGCUCCUCUGCCUGACCUCCUCACUCUAUCUCUGCUCCUUCUCCCCGUCUCUCGCCUUCUUUCUCGACCGUUCCCUCCCUGGCUCCUUCUCACCCCACUUCCCACUCCUCCCCAGGCGUUCACGCUGAACGAGCCGCAGCACGUGUGGGUGAGUUACGACGGCAGCACUGGCACACUCCAGGUGUUUGUGUCCCCCGGCGCCCCCACCAAGCCCACGGCACCUGUGCUGGUCACGCCAAUCGAUGUGGCGGCCGUGCUGGGCGGCACGGCAGGACUGUCGGUGUCGGUGGGGUUCACAGGCGCGUCGUGGUGGACGUGGGUGGACGACUUGGAAGACCACAUCAUCCACUCCCUCUCCUUCCAAGCCGUCCCCCCUGGGUCCCAGCAGUCGCUGCCGCCCUCCCCUGCGCCCACCACGUGCCACCUCGUCCCCUCCAACACGCGUCUCACCUGCUCGGGCUUUGCGGGCCGUUCAGCCUUCCGCCUCAACAGCUACGCCCACGUGGGGCCCGCCCCCUCCUUCCCGCUCGUCCUCGACACCGGCGGCACCGCUGGCAGCGCGCUCACCCUCGCUGACCUGGCGCUCUCGCUGGAUUCGUCCACAGACGUCAUAUGGCUACCGGGGAAGCAGAGGGCUGGCGUUUGUUGUUACCAGCGGGGACAAGACUGCAUGUGGUUCAAGCAAGAUGGGUUUGCGGAUGGGGCAGUAGCGCUUGCGUUCUCGGUGUGGACGGAGACGUCGUAUGGCUACCGGGGAAGCAGAGGGCUGGCGUGUCUUGUCACCAGCGGUGACAAGACUGCGUGUGGUUCGAGUGCCAUGGGGGUGGAGCUAUAUGAGGGCCACCUCAUGUGUGGCUCGCUCCCUAUCUGCCCUUCUCACCCCCUCCUACCCCACCCCAAUCUCAGAGCCAUAGGGUACGGGGGAGCAGCACCAGGGGCGUUCAACGGGAGUGUGGCAGUGGAACUGCGGUCGGGGCCCACCUCGUGUGUGGCUGUGGUGGUGAACGGCAUGGCUUCAGGCGACAACUGCGCUGCUGCUGACCAGAUGACCGGCCUCACAGGCGAUCAGCUCGUGCACUGUCCCACUGUCCUUCUCGUGCAGCAAAUAGCUCUUGACGAGGUGCAGCACGCGUGGGUGGCAUACGACGGCACAUCCCAGUCGCUGGAGGUCUAUCUGGGCGGCAGCGACGGCAUAAAGCCCGAGGAGCCGGUGCUAAGGGCGGCGCUGGAUCUUGUGGCUGUCAUUGGUGCCACGUCAGCGUCUGUGGGCUUCACAGCUGGCACGUGGUGGUGGGGAUGUGGCGACACGGAUGACCACCACCUCAUCCACUCCUUCACCUUCAACACCGUCGCCCCCGGGUUCCUGCCAGGAGCGCAGCCCACAACAACACCCACCUGCCAGGCCACCGCCUCCGCCCUGCACUGCACUGGCUUUGCAGGUUCCUCCUCACCCUUUGACCUCAACGGCUACGCCCAGCUGGGCCCGGCGCCGCUCUUCCCGCUGUGGCUCGACUCGUACGAUUCGGUCGGCUCUGCUCUCUCCCUCGCGCCCCUCUCCCUCCUCACCGCCUCCAACCGCUCCACCGCCUUUGAAGCCGCCUUCUCCUUCACCUUCCUUGCUGACGCGUGCGCUGCUAACGUGAGCGUGGGCCGCAGCUUUGCCUUUGUGCUGACCAAUGGCCCGGCAACAGCCCUCGGGAAGGCAAAUGCGAGCUCCCUUGGGUAUGGCUCAGCCAAUGGGACGUUCGCCAGGAGCGUAGCAGUGGAGUUUCGCCUGUGCCCCGUACCCUGUAUAGCCGUCUCCUCUAAGGGAGUCGUGGCGGGAGACGGCUGUGCUAAUGCUGAGUAUGGCGUGACACUUUCAGAUCCUGAGGCAUUUCCUCUCAACACCCAGCAGCGCGCUUGGGUGACUUACCACGGACCUUCCCAGACGCUCAGUGUGUUCCUCGGUGGAGCUUCCUCUGCUUCUGCUUCUGCCUCCUCUGCCACUUCUUCUAUCAAUUCCACUACCUCCUCUGCUUCUGCUCAAACUGCUGCCUCUUCUGCCACUUCCUCUGAUUCAUCAUCGUCGGCUUUCUCGAAUCUUGACACGUCUCAAAACUUUGCCACAUCUGCCACUUCCUCUGAUUCAUCAUCGGCUUCCUCAAAUUCCUCCACUUCCUCCACGUCACCGCCGGUCAAGCCAGCUGUACCAGUGCUCACUGCCCACGUGGACAUCCCAGCCAUCCUCGGCGCCACGUCAGCGUCCUUCGGCUUCACAGCUGGCACGUGGUGGUGGCAGUGGGGCGCGAACGACCGCCACAUCAUCCAUGACCUGGCGUUUGUGGGAAGUUGGUGCGGGGGGGGUGAAGCCUUGAAAGGGUUAUAUGGAAUUCUUGGGUCCUGUGCACGUGACGUGCUAUCUGGUGGUGUGCUGUCGUGA